ACCGGACGCAGCCACAUACACAUGCGAGGGCAGCCCAGCCACCCCGAGUCGGACACCGCUGUUGCGUGAGUACAUCGGGCUCACGCGCCUGCGUUGACAUAUCCCGGCAUUUCGUGUAUUGUUUUACCAUCUUGAUCUUUGUGGUGGACAGGAACAGCGCCCGCUCUAACUGCAUUCUCACAAUUGUCAUCUGAGCGAAGAAGGGACGGUACCCGAUAUAUUCUCGACCACAGCGGAACCGACGAUGUGAUCCUGCGUCGCGGAGCUGUACCAGUCACUGCGCCUCGGCCGUAUUUGGCCAGAGUUGCCAUUGAAUUUGCCUCCAUUUCAAUACCGUAGGUCUGGAAACGGCCCUGGCAGUCGACAGAUGUCGUGGUAUAAUCAAAUCGUAUAUAAGCCUGCUGCCCUCCACGCGUCCUCCCGGCUGGCUUCACGGGGCCAUCCACAGUGGACUUGCACUUUCUUGUCUCCUCGCCCUCAGAAAUGGCUGACCUAGAAAUGUCGAAGGAACGCAUCUCCUGCGAUGCCCCGACCCUCGUGGAUCCCCAGGAUAUACCUGAACCGGCCAUCGACCGAGCUAAAGACGCAGUCGAGGGGGGCGUUGAAGGAUGGCUUACAGUUCUCGGGGCAUUCCUGUUGCUUUUCUGCAGCUUCGGCCAACUCAACGCUUUCGGGACGUUCCAGGCGUAUUAUGCAGAUCACCAGCUCAAGCAUAUGUCUCCAUCGGCCAUCUCCUGGAUUGGCUCUUUGCAACUAUGGAUCUUCUUUUUCUCUGGCGGCUUCAUAGGCAGGCUAUUCGACGAGUACGGUCCGCGGGUCCUCAUGUUGCCGGGCACGCUGCUCCUCGUCCUCAGCAUCAUGAUCACCAGCGUAUCAUCUUCGUACUACGAGUUUCUUUUCAUCCAAGGCUUCCUCUUCGGUCUCGGGGUCGGCCUAGUAUUUUACCCCUCCCUUGCGGCCGUCUCGACGCACUUCAGCCGCUACCGUGGAACCGCCCUGGGGAUAGCCAUCGCGGGGUCCGGUGCUGGCGGGUUGGUCUAUCCCAUCAUGUUCCAGCGACUCUUCUCGGAGGUGGGGUUCGGUUGGGCCGUCCGGAUUUCCGGGUUCUUCUGUUUCGCCCUAUGCGCGGUGGCACUGGCAUUCGUCACGAGGCGAAAGCCUGAACAAAAGCAGCCACGACCGUGGUUCGACCUCAAAUUACUGAAGGACACCCGCUUCAUGCUCGUCGUUGGUUCCAGCUUCUUCAUCUCCUUCGGUCUCUUCGUACCCAACUUCUACAUCGUCGAGUACGCCACGGCGCGCGGCGUCUCCUCCACGAUGGCCUUCUACGUGCUCGCCAUCAUGAACGGCGCGAGCAUCUUCGGGCGGCUCGCCCCGCCUUUCCUCUCCGACGCGCUCGGACGGUUCAAUCUGAUCGUCCCCUGCGCCUUCUUCUCCGGCCUCUUGGCGCUCGCGCUCUGGACGACCGCACGCGGGCUCCCCGCCAUCAUCGUCUUCUCCGUCCUCUACGGGUUCGUCUCCGGCGGGUUCAACGCGCUCAUCAUCCCGUGCGUCGUGCAGAUAUCCGGAGCGCAUGAGAUCGGGACCAGAGUGGGGAUGCUGUAUACCCUCAUUUCUUUCUCCUCGAUGGGCGGUGGACCGGCCGCCGGUGCCCUGUUGCACACCAUGGGAGGCUCAUUCACCGGCGUUGCUGCCCUCAUCGGUGCAAGCAUGAUCUUCGGCUCUUUCCUCCUGCUAUGGGCAAGACUCUCCAUCAAACCAAAGAUUUGGGCUCGUGUAUGAGCCUAGCCUCCGUGAUUUUCAAGUUCGACUGCACUUUAAUGACCUCGCACCCUGCCUUGUAGCUAUACGUACUUACAGUUUUACGUUUUAUGUCUUACGCUUCUCGCGCUGUUAUCGACUGCGCAUCUUUCACGACUCUUGCAUAGCACAACAAUUAGAUACAAUGACCAUGACCCGACAAUGCCCCGUUAAACAAGUAGCAGUAGCAAUAGUAGUUCAAGUAGAUACCCCGUAGAGUAGACAUACAUAGUUCAGUACGUCCGGAAUGCCAGUGAACGAGAUACUUAUGAUUCAAUUCGCUCGUAACAUUCCACGCGGA
Messenger RNA from Rhodofomes roseus, 2101 nucleotides. RefSeq names its product MFS general substrate transporter. Gene Ontology annotation, biological process: transmembrane transport. Lineage: Eukaryota; Fungi; Basidiomycota; Agaricomycetes; Polyporales; Fomitopsidaceae. The record is from RefSeq and is a predicted model, not a curated record. Gene Ontology annotation, molecular function: transmembrane transporter activity. The transcript has 6 exons. Gene Ontology annotation, cellular component: fungal-type vacuole membrane. The coding region runs from base 484 to 1782 and encodes 432 amino acids.